This is a messenger RNA of Salvia hispanica, 1431 nucleotides long. Its product is annotated as Protein kinase superfamily protein. The record is from RefSeq and is a predicted model, not a curated record. Gene Ontology annotation, biological process: protein phosphorylation. Lineage: Eukaryota; Viridiplantae; Streptophyta; Magnoliopsida; Lamiales; Lamiaceae. Gene Ontology annotation, molecular function: ATP binding; protein kinase activity.
UUUAUGACUGCAUCAUCUUCACAUUCCCUUCCUCUCCCCUUCCCAGAAACCCUCACACUCCCACAGCUCUCAUCACUUUCCCUCUUCCCUCUCUCUCUCUCUCAAACCCUAGAGAGAGAGAAUGGGAAACUGCUGCCCUCAACCUGUUUCCAGCAACACCACCAGACCCUCAAGCCCUGACCACGACGAUCCUCCGCCGGCGGCGAUUCCGCCCAGCGGCUCGAUCCAAACUCCGAAUCUGAAAAUGUUCCCCUUCGCCGAGCUGAGAAGCGCCACGAGGAAUUUUCGGCCGGACACGGUGCUCGGAGAAGGAGGCUUCGGGAGGGUUUUCAAAGGAUAUAUCGACGCCGAAACCCUAGCGCCGUCGCGCGUCGGGGUAGGAAUGCCCGUCGCCGUCAAGAAAUCCAAUCCCGACAGCGAACAAGGCCUCAAGGAAUGGCAGGCUGAGGUCAAAUUCUUGGGAAAAUUCAGCCAUCCUAAUCUUGUGAAAUUGUUGGGUUAUUGUUGGGAGGAAAGGCAGUUUCUCCUUGUUUAUGAAUACAUGCAGAGGGGAAGCUUAGAAAGUCACCUAUUCAGAAGUAAUGGAGGUGAGCAAAUUCCAUGGGACAUUAGGAUUAAAAUAGCUACAGGAGCAGCAAGAGGACUAGCAGUCUUGCACACUACUGAAAAAACAGUCAUUUAUAGAGAUUUCAAGGCCUCCAACAUUUUACUCGAUGGGGAAUUCAAUGCAAAGCUUUCCGACUUUGGACUUGCUAAAUUAGGACCAGUCGAUGGCAAUUCACAUGUAACAACCAAGGUUGUGGGCACUUAUGGCUAUGCUGCACCUGAGUAUAUAGCUACAGGCCAUGUGUAUGUGAAGAGUGAUGUCUAUGGUUUCGGGGUGGUGUUGUUGGAAAUAAUAACGGGCCUACGGGUCCUAGAUCCGAACCGGCCACCUGGGCAGAUUAAUUUGAUUGAAUGGGCCCGGCCCUCACUAUCCGACAAAAAGAAGCUCAACAAAUUAAUGGAUCCACGUCUUGAAGACGAGUACCCACCAAAGGCCGCAUUUGCAACCGCGGAGCUCAUACUAAAAUGUAUCGAGGCGGACCCAAAAUGCCGGCCCGACAUGGAGGAGGUUUUGCGAAAUUUGGAAGAGAUCGGCCGCAUUAAAGGGAGGCCCAAGAAACAAAGAGGCCAUCAACACCGGCUUCCGUCACCACACCACCACCCAAGUGGCGGAGGCAGAGGUGGCGCGGCCCGACAAAAUGGAAAGGCGACCCGGAGUUACUAGCGAUUUUUUUUAUGUCGGGCUGGGCGUGUAACACGGGCCUACAUUUUUGUUGGCAUUGGGCCCGAAUUGGAGGCCUAGUAUUAGAUGUUGUGCUAUUUGUAAUUGUAGUGAUUUAUCAUUAUAAUUAUCAAUAUCUUAUACUAGCUAUUUUUAUUAUUGAA